CCAGCAGACCUGAUAAUGUUCUCAAUUUCUGGUCUCUGUGUGCCAGCACAGGAUGCUGUGAGGCUUUUCAAGAUGUCCAACAAAGAAUCUUGUGGAAACAAGGAGCCAUCUCAGAGAAAAAGCAAUGCUUUAUCACCCGUCUCUGAUGAAAAAUCAGAUCAUGCAGACACUCUGUGCUAUAAUAUGAAAAGAAGACAAAACUUGAAAAGAUUGAGUGUAGAAAUUGACACUCCCAGAAAGAGACUGAAAAUCAAUUCCUCAUCCCAAGAACCUGAUAAAAUCCAAGAAGCCUCAUAUUCAAAUGAUAAUCAAAUUACUUCACAUAGUCCUUCCUCAAAUGGAGCUAAAAAAGAUAUAAAUAACUACGCAGAUUUUAAACUUAAAGAUAUUAAAUUGACAAAUGUAAGGAGUACACUUGAUCGUGAUGUUACGAACCUUAGCAGUCCUAGGACUGCCAGAGAUGUGAGACCUGAAGCUGCAGGCCAGGCAGGGGAAGAGAAACGGCCUCCUUUACUUGCUCAGAGGGAAAAGACGAAAAAACGCAAGAAAAAAAGGAACAGUAAACUUAGAGACAGUUCUGAACAACGUUUCUCGGAGAAACGCGAGAGAAUUCCAUUUUCUCAGGAUUCUAACUCCAACGAGAUAAUCAAGGAGACUUUCGAAUGUAGAAGGAAGAUCAGUUUCAAAAUCCCGAUUAAAUCCCAUCCUGCCCUCCAGAAAGAGUCUGGCAAGUGGGAGGCUGAGCAGGAGGAAGAACGCCGGGAAGGCCUCCGCGCUUCCUGCAGUUCUGUCAGGCACAAACCCAGACGCUGGUUUUCAGAUGCCGCACGUAAGCAGCCUGCUGCUGAGUGGAAAGGCACCUCUCGUGAUGAGCGUCCGCAGAGCACUGACUGCAGUUCUGGGGAAACCGCUGCUGAGAAUUUUGAAGCAGUACGUUCUUCGGCGUCAUCUGAAAGUACUGAGGAUACAGACCAAGAGAUGCAGAUAGUGGAAGAGCUGCAUGCUGCCCGUGUGGGGAAGAGUGUGGGUUUGCCUGCGGCUCCGCCUUCUGGAGAGUUAGUGAGUAUGGACGUCGACCUGGUGGAAGACGAUGCCCAUUCUUCUGCAGCAAAUACUGCUUUGGACAAAAAGCUGCUAAUUGUUAUUGACACAAAUAUUCUGAUGAAUCAUCUCAAAUUUGUUAGAAUUUUGAACACAACAGAAAUACCAGGCUUUGACAGACUUAUCUUAAUAAUCCCCUGGGUUGUUGUGCAAGAACUAGACCGCAUGAAAGAAGGAAAGCUACUGAAACAUGCACAGUACAAAGCUAUCCCUGCAGUUCAUUUCAUCAAUGACAGUCUGAAAAGCAAAGACAGGAAACUGUGGGGUCAGUCAAUACAACUUGCAUCACAAAAAUUUUAUGGAUUGCGUGAUGAGAACAAUGAUGAUCGAGUAUUAAAAUGCUGUCUUCAGUACCAGGAAUUAUUCCCUUGUUCUCUCGUUAUUUUGUGCACGGAUGAUAGAAAUUUAAGAAACAAAGGCCUAAUAAGUGGUGUGAAGUCACUCAGUAAAGAAGAAUUGAGUGCAGAGUUAUUGAACUUGUCUCAGAACACAGAUGUGUGUCAUCAGCCUUGUGUUUCUAAGCAACAGUUGAAAGCAGAAGCAGCACUGUUGGAAGGGAGCCAUGAGGAAGAAGCCGCGAAUUCUGGACUGUCCAUUCUGCUGGAGAGCAUCAUAUCUGAUCUUGAAAAGUCUCUUGGAACGGCUUUGUCUUCAAUAUUAGAAACAGAGAUGAAAAUCGCUUUUGGAAACCUCUGGAUGGAGAUACUGUACGUGAAACCGCCGUGGACGCUAAUACAUUUAUUGCGAUGCUUUAAAAAACAUUGGUUGGCUGUAUUUGGAUUAAUUAUGGAAAAGAAUUUGCUUUUAACUAUUGAGAGCGUAUACGAAAAUCUCUGUAAAGCUAAUAAUAACACAGUGGAUUUUACAACAGUGAAGUUCCUGCUUCAGGAUUCUAAGAGUUUGUUACAUGCUUUUAGUACAAGGUCAGAUUACGAUGGUGUUCUUCCACGGGCCUUUGCUGAAGUGGACAAGCUGCUCCAGACAUUUGCAGAGGUCAAGACAACAUCGAAGCCAAAUUCUUCAGAACACACAGUGAAUGAAAACCAAGAAGAUACUUGUUCGGUGAAGUCUCCUAGCCAAGAAAGCACUGUUUGCUCGGAUUCCUAUCUUCUCCAGCCUAGCAGGCAUCAAGAAAUCUGGUCUGUUCUAGAGAAUGUCUGGAUUUCAAUAUGUCAAAACAGUAUGGAUGUGUUUCAAAGGCUGGGCUCAAAUUCAGCUCUGAGUACUUCAACGGUAGCAUCAUUGGAAGAAGCAUUUCUUUAUCUUCAGAAGUUAAUGGCAGCUGUGAAGGACAUUCUUGAAGGAAUUCAGAGGAUUUUAGCCCCUGACAGUAAUUAUCAAGAUGUUGAGACCCUCUAUAACUUCCUAAUCAAGUAUGAGAUGGCACAUAUGUCGCCGGGUCAUCAGCGACGGUCCUCGUGUGACACAUCAGAUCCUGGGCUCACUCACCCUGCUUAUCCUCAGUUUUCUGUGUUUGGCCUACACCUUCCCAUCUCCUAGACUCCCGCAAGAGUCACCCAAGAGUGACACAUGUACUCAGUUUCUACUUUGGCUCCCUAGGUAAGCAUACAGUAGAACCAUAGAAACAGUACCUUCUCUCCAGCGCAGACUUGUUUCUCAUCAGGGUGCUACUGGCCUUUUGGAGGUCGUUUCUGGAUUGUGUGGGGCACAGCUGGCUGUCUGACUUUGCGGUUCCUCUUCAAAUACUAAUUAGCUAGCCGAGUCAUUGUGGCAAUUACAGAUGCUACCCACCCCCACCCCCACCCCCAGGCAGGCAGAACCCCGAUGCUGCGAAGGAAAACCACAGUUGAGUUUCCUCUGGGGCAGCAGCAUGGGUUGGGGUUAGAGCUGCAUCUUGCAGGGUGGCCUGCGUGCUUUCUCAUCACUGCUGAUCCACGGAAGGUGCUCUGCCGAUUGCCAGUUGUUGCUCAAAACUCUGCCCGCAUUCUUUGUAUAUUCCUAUUUUCAAGUUUGUGUGUUUCAUUUUUAAAACAUUCUAAAUGAAGCAGUGUGACAUAGAUUCAGGUCUCAUGUCUUAAGGAAAUAAGCUCCUUUAAAUAGUCUUCUUUACAUUUGUUCCUAAAAAAACCUUUUCAAAUUUUGUUUUCAUUGUACUUUAAAGGUAGAGAGAGAAACAGCUCUUCCAUCUGCUAGUUUGCUCCCAGAUUCCUAAAACAGACGGACUGUACCUGGCAGAAGCCAGAGGCCUGGAGCUCAGACCAGGAGUCCCAUUAGGAUGCAGGAACCCAGUAGCUUCUGAGCCAACACCUGCUGUCUUCCCAGGUGCUUUAGUAGGAAGCUGCGUUGAAGUGGCAGAGCCGGAGUCAAACCAGGCACUCGGAUAUGGAGUGAAGCGUGAAACGCCUACCACUAUGUGAUUUUUUGCAUGCCGUGCCUUCCAUUAAGAAUCUAGUGAUCAAGAGCACAGACGCUGGGGCUGGCCUUGUGGCAUGGCGUGGUGGAAAGCUGCAGCCUGCAAUACUGACAGCCCACAUUGGCCUCCAUGUGUGUCUAAGCAGCUCCACUUCCAAUCCAGCUCCCUGCUACGGCCUGGGAAAAGCAGCAGAAGAUGGUCUGAGUGUUUGGGCCCCUGCCAUCCAUGUGGGAGAUCUGGAAGAAGCUCCUGGUUCCUGGCUGUUGUGGCCAUUUGGAGAGUGAACCAGUAGAUGGAAGAUCAAUAUCCCUCCCCGCCGUAACUCUGACUUUCAAAUAAAAAAUAAAUCUUUAGGAAAAGAACACAGACUCUGAGGUCAGACUGCUUGUGUUCAACUGUUGUGUCCUCCGCUUGUUAACUGUAUGGCUAGGAACAAUUGUGUAACUCUCUGUGUCUCAGUUCCUUCAUCUGUUAAAUGGGAGUCACAGCAGUAGAUACAGAACAAUAAAACAGUAUGUCAGACGAGUACCAUGCAGGGUAAGUGGUAGUCAGAUGAGUACCAUGCAGGGUAAGUGGUAUGUCAGUCGAGUACCAUGCCGAGUAAGUGGUAUUUCACGUGAGUACCACGCAGGAUAAGUGGUAUGUCACAUGAGUACCAUGCAGAGAAAGAGGUAUGUCAGACGAGUACCAUGCCGAGUAAGUGGUCAGUGCUCACUGUUUUUAUUUCAGCACACAUUGGUAUUCAUAUAUGCUUUUAAAAAGCAUCCAGAAUGCUUUACAACCUCAUUGUGUGAUUAAGACCAUUUCCCCGUUUGACAUGAUUUGUGUUUUAUCACUUUCUAAAUUUCAGUAAUAAUAAUUCAAAUUCUAAUAAUGGAAAUAUAUUUAUGGACACAGUAGGACACCUUUUUUUUUUUUAAGAUUAUUUAUAUUUAUUUGAAAGAUGGAGUUACGGAGGUAGAGGCAGAGAAAGAGGGUGUCUUCCAUCCGCUGGUUCACUUCCAUCCGCUGGCCACGAUGGCUGGAGCUGGGCCAAACCAAAGCUAGGAGCCAGGAGCUUCUUCCAGAUCUCCCACACGGGUGCAGGGGCCCAAGGACUUGGGCCAUCUUCCACUGCUUUCCCAGGCUGUAGCAGAGAGCUGGAUCAGAAGUGGAGAAGCCAGGACUUGAACUGGCACCCAUAUGGGAUGCUGACAUUGAAGGCAGUGGCUUUACCCACUGUGCCACAGUGCUGGCUCACUAGGACAUCUUUAAAAUUAUAUAUCCUAGAAAAUUCUGGGGCAUAAGUCUUUGUGGGUUUAGUACUUCCUAUUGUAUGGUUUUUUUUUUUUUUUUACAGGCAGAGUGGACAGUGAGAGAGAGACAGAGAAAAGUCUUCCUUUUGCCAUUGGUUCACCCUCCAAUGGCCGCCGCAGCCGGCACACUGUAGCCGGCGCACCGCGCUGAUCCGAAGCCAGGAGCCAGGUGCUUCUCCUGGUCUCCCAUGGGGUGCAGGACCCAAGCACUUGGGCCAUCCUCCACUACACUCCCAGGCCACAGCAGAGAGCUGGCCUGGAAGAGGGGCAACCGGGACAGAAUCCGGCGCCCCAACCGGGACUGGAACCCGGUGUGCCGGCGCUGCAAGGUGGAGGAUUAGCCUAUUGAGCCACGGCGCUGGCCAAUACUUCCUAUUGUUAAGAAUAUUGGUUAAAAAUAUACCAAGCUAAUUAUUUAUAAAAAUAUAUUGGGGGCUGGCACUGUGGCUUAGCUCUGGCUGUUGUAGCCGUUUGGGGAGUGAACCACCAGAUGGAAGACUUCUCUCUAUCUCUGCCUCUGCCUCUCCCUCUCUGUAACUUUGCCUUUCAGAUAAAUAAAUCUUAAUAUAUAUAUAUUGAGAGGCUGGCAUUGUGACUCAGUAGGUUAAACCACUGCCUGCAACACUGGCCUCGCAUAAGAGCAGAUUCAAGUCCCGACUGUUCCAUUUCCUAUCCAGCUCCCUGCUACUGUGCCUGGGAAAGCAGUGGAAGAUGGCCAGAGUGCCUAGGCCCUUGCACCCACGUGGGAGACCCGGAUGUAGUUCUGGCUAAAACCUGGUAUAGCCCCAUUGUGGCUAUUUGGGGGAUGAACCUGUCGAUAGAAGAGCUCUGUCUCCCUCUCUCUGUAACUUUCAAAUAAAUAAAAUAACUCUUAAAUAAAUAAAUACAUAAAUAUAUAUAUAUUGGCUUGAUUCUCAGAUUUUUAAAAUAAUUUCUCUUAGCAGAAUUUAAUCCCCAUUCCAGUUGCCACAUUGGAGAUUCUGUCUCAUAUUACAGUGAUAGGACUAUCCAAAUCUGAAGAAUUGUGACUGUUUUUACAUAACUGUUGUGUUUUAUUCUUGCAUUUUUAGUAAUGAAAAAUAAUUGUCCCAUUUUUAAUAUUUGGUUUUUAUUAUAAGUAAUACAACUAAAACAUACAACACUCUUACACAAUCUACUUUAUAGUGCCAACUCUGUUAACAAAAGCUUCUUUUAGCUGUUUGAUCCCCAGAAAUUGAAAUUAUGUAUUUAAGCACAGCCAUGAUACUUAACAUAAACCACUGUGGCUAAGUAGAAAUGUCUUGGUUGGGGCCAGCAUUGUGGCAAAGUGGAUUAAGCACCACCUGCAAUGCUGACAUCCCAUUUUUUGGGUCCUAGCUGCUCCUCUUCUGAUCCAGUUCCCUGCAGUUGUGCCUGGGAGAGCAGUGGAGGGUGGCGCAAGUACUUGGGCUUCUGCCACCCACGUGGGGGACCCAGAUGUGGUUCCAGGCUUUUGGCUUUGGCCUGGCCCAACCCCAGUCAUUGUGGCCAUUUGGGAAGUGAACCAGCAGAUAGAAGAUACCUCUCUCUCUCUCUUUCAAAUAAAACUUUAUUUUAAAGUCUUGGUUAUCAAAUGUAAUGAGUAUGGUGAACCGAGUUGUUGCAUGUUAGAAGUGUCAUGCAUUUGUUCUUCCGGUUUUCAUUUGUAACUAUCUGCUCUAAGCUGGAGCCACAUCAUUCUCCUGCAGCUGUUUUCCAGAGUAAAUGUCUAAAUAUACGUGGCUUGUUGCUUUCAAAACUAAAGAUAUUAUACUUUUUAAAAACCUCUGUGAAAAGCCUAACUUUUUAAUUCACAUCAUAUCACGUUCAAAAUCAGUUCCUCAACUGAUUGAUCUCAGCAGUUGAAGAAUGGAUUGUGUUUAUCCUGUGACCAGACACCUGCAGUGUCUUGACAGAUGGACCAAGUUAGGAGACAUUGUACCUAGGGCUGUGGUGGAAGUAUCAGAGGUCCUGGGCGAUGGGGACAGAAUAUAUGAUGUUGAUGGCUUAACUCCACAUAUUUGCUUCAGAAUAUUUUCAGAAAAAUUUUAAAGUAAAAAUUAUAACCAGUGGAUGGGUGCCUCUGUCACUCUGUUUUUCUGUCUCCUGCCUUUCAAAUAAACAAAUUUUCAAAAAUAUGUAAACUAAGAAAAAGGUAUGAUAAAUUAUAUAUUCCAAUUUUUAAGCAAAAUAAUAGAAAUAGAAGUGUUUGAGAUUUGCAUUUGAGGGACGGUGUUGUGGUACAGCUGGUUAAGCUGCCACCUGGGACACUGGCAUCCCAUCUCACGGUGCCGGUUCCAGUCGCCAUUGCUCUGCCUCCCAACCGGGUCUCUGCUGGUGCACAGGCGUGAGUGCUUGGGCCCUUGCCGCCCACGAUGGGAGACCAGGAUGCAGUUCCCAGCUCCGGGCUUCAGCCUGGCCCAGACCAUUUGGGGAGUGAACCAUCGGACGAUCUUACUCGCUCUGUCCUCUCUUUGUGUGACUUUGCCUUUCAAAUGCAUCUUAACAUUUAUAUUUGAAAAUGAUUAUAUAUUUACUUUUAAUGUAAGAAGCACUUUCCACACAUAUAUGUUGAACUUUUUAUGAAAACAUUGAAGAAGGUCAUGGAAUUUUUACAAAUGAGAAAUACCCUAAUGCUUUAGAAGACUUUUAUGAUAUGAAUGUUUAAAGUAGCUUUAAGGGCCAGCACGUGGCACAGCAGGUUAAGUCUUCUCCUGCAGUCUGGCAUCCCAUGUGAGUCCCAGCUGCUCCACUUCCGAUUCCGCUCCCUGCUAAUGCACCUGAGAGAGCAGCAGGUGUUGCAAGUGUUGGGCCCCUGCACCGGGCGGGCACCUGAACGAAGCUCCUGGCUCCUGGCUGUGGUCUGGCCCAGCCCCAGCCUGGCCCCUUCUCUCCCUUUUCCCCUUCCCCAUUUCCCUCUCCCUCUCCCUCUCCCACUGUGCCUUUCAAGUAAAAAUAAAUCUUAAAAAAUAAUAACAUUAAAUGAGGGUAAGGAUGUUCUCAAAGUACACUGAGUAGAAGACAGUCUUACUGAGAUUCCUGCCACUAAUUCCAGCUUUGUGAAGGUGUGUCCCCUGACUUGCAUUCUGGUAAGAAAGGUGUCCUCUGCACGUUUCCAGGUUCGUCCUUGCAUGUAAAUGCGCAUAGCCUGUCAGCGGCAAGGUGCGGGGAGCAAGCUCCUUCCGCAGGGCCUCCAUGUGUGUGUGUGAUGAAGAAAUUUUAUACUCAGGGUUGUGAAUGCUGUCUCUGAAUUAUCAUUCUUAGUAACUUAAUUAAAUAUGUAGACCCUCAAACUGAGGAAAUGUCCGUGUGUGAAGCUUUUGCCCAAAUCAGAUGGAUCUCUCCUCCAUUUAUAACCUUAUCAUGGUUUUCCGUCCAUUUGAUCUCCAAAGUGAUCGCCUGCUUUGUUGAGAUUCCCAUGACUUCUAAGUCCACCUCACUUCAGCUGUUGACUUGUAAGACAAGCGCCAGCGUUCUUGCCCACCGCCGAGAUAAUUAGCAUUGUGGUCACUGGACUUCCUGAUUCAGCGAUUCUGCUCUCCGAUGUGAUGGUACUCUCAUCACUCUUUACCAAGUGUUCUUAAUGACCGUAUUUUGAUUCU
Molecule: messenger RNA, 8369 nt
Organism: Oryctolagus cuniculus (rabbit)
Lineage: Eukaryota; Metazoa; Chordata; Mammalia; Lagomorpha; Leporidae
Source: RefSeq, a predicted model, not a curated record